CGGGCACGGCUCCCGCGCCGAGUCCACCCCAGGCCGAGCGGGGGCCGGGGGCCGCCCGGGCAGGCCAGCAGCAGCCGAGCUCACCGGGCCUUGGUCCAAGCCUGCCGGCUGUAAACUUCGCAAUGUUUGUGAGAGCAGCUAGCACUGAUGGACGAGAAAAUCCCUAAAUCCCAGGAUUUUUGACUCCUUUAUUUUAGCAGCGCCCGCUUUACCGCUCAGGCAGUGUCCGGGACGUGGGUCUGCAAAGGGGUCGUGCCCACCCGAGCUGGACAAGCCUGUGGCUGCUAAGUCACUGCCUUACCCUGGCGCCUCCUCUGCUUUGGAGGAGAUUGUGAUGUUCGCGGUUAAGGCAUAGCUGAUGGGGCAGACGGUGGUUGCGAUUCGGAAUCUUUUGCUAUAUUGAAAAAGAAACAUGGGAAAAUCACUUUCUCACCUGCCAAUGCAUACCUGCAAGGAAGAUGGCUAUGAUGGAAGCUCAGUGUCUGAUAACGUGAGGAACGGUUUAGUUCACUCGGAAGUGCACAAUGAAGACAGCAGAUGUGGAGAUGUAUCCCAGUUUCCGUAUGUGGAAUUUACAGGAAGAGACAGUGUGACCUGCCCAACCUGCCAGGGAACAGGAAGAAUUCCACGAGGGCAGGAAAAUCAGCUGGUAGCACUAAUUCCAUACAGUGAUCAGAGACUGAGGCCAAGAAGAACAAAGCUCUAUGUGACUGCUUCUGUAACUGUGUGUUUACUACUUUCUGGGCUGGCUGUAUUUUUCUUGUUUCCUCGCUCAAUUGACGUUCAGUACAUUGGUGUGAAGUCAGUAUAUGUCACUUACGAACAGGAUAGACGGAUAAUCUAUCUAAAUAUUACAAACACACUGAAUAUAACGAAUAACAACUAUUACUCUGUUGAAGUGGCAAAUAUCACAGCCCAAGUUCAGUUUUCAAAAACAGUUAUUGGCAAGGCACGGUUAAACAACAUCACCAACAUUGGUCCACUGGAUAUGAAACAGAUUGAUUAUAUGGUGCCUACAGUCAUACAAGAUGAAAUGAGCUACAUGUAUGACUUCUGUACUUUACCAUCUAUCAAAGUACAUAACAUUGUAGUGAUGAUGCAAGUGACAGUGACAACCUCGUACUUAGGCCACCCUGAGCAAAUAUCCCAGGAGAGAUACCAGUAUGUGGACUGUGGAGGAAACACGACCUACCAACUGGGCCAGUCAGAAUAUUUAAAUGUCCUUCAGCCUCCACAGUAAAAGCACCUGUUGUUUGGUGUGGAAUGACUGCUGUUGGUGCUUGCAGAGAUCCUUUGGAUAGAACUGGUACUACAUGGAAUGGAGAGUACAUGUAAUGUACAGCAUAGCAAACAUUGAGAUCUGUUCACUUUAGAUGCAGGGAGGGAAAGGUGCAAAUUGUAAAUAGGUGCACUUGUUAAAUGUUGUGUUUUCCCCUUCUGUUUGCUUUCUGUUACUGUGAGCACUUCUGUCAAGUUGUGUGGUGGGAGGGAGAGGGGGAAUAUCAGAUUCUUGAACAGAACUGGGACUUUUCCUUACAGUGUGGUACAUCAACUUAGAGUAACUGUGUGUAUGUCUAUGUUUAGGUGAAAUGUGUCACUAAUGAGAAUUUUAAAAAAAUAAUACUCAUAAAUUUUAAGUUUAUACUUCAGUUCUUGAUAUUUGACUAUUGAAAAUGAAGUAUUACUACUUAAAUAACAAGAUUACUUUGAGGUGUCUAUUAGUGAAACUUCUGUUAGUAACCCAGUGGCAAUUGUUCUUUAUUUUGGGAUUCUACACUUUAUUUGCUAUCCAUGAUUAGAGGUGACAUCCAGUCUAUGAAAGCCAGGAAAGCUCUCUUGGAUGACACAAUAGUUGAAUGUGCGGUUUCUAGAAUCUGGCAUCUUUUCAUUCAUAUUCCCUCUUGCUACCUCUGGGAUGUUAUAAGGAGAAUAUAUAUUGUUAUAUUUAAAGCUGGAUUUAAAACUAAACAAAAAACAACCCCCACAACAAUUACUGACAAAGGAAAAAAAACCAAGAGUCUAGAAAAUGAACAAGACUUUACCAGUCUGUUUUUUAGUAAACUUUUUAGAACAGGUAUUAAAAUCAAGAUUGUGCGGUUGGAACUAGGUGGGAAACUUUGAGCAUGGGUUUGGAGAGCUUGGUGUAAAUUUUUGUGAUUUUUACUGUUUUAAUAUAUUAUGCAUCUAAGCGACUUUUAAGUGUUAAUAUGUUGGGUUGUGUUUAUUUCUUGCACAGGCUCAUUAAGCAAAUGCAGUAGUUAUCUGUACUUACAGAGCACUCAAAGGUCACAUCAAAGUUAUGUAAGGGAAGAUGAAGCAAUUCUUUCUGUUGGAGUACAUGCUGAUGUAAUUAUGAGAUUACUGACUGAUAGCAUUAAAUAGUUUCUGUAGCACAGUUUGCACAUGCGAAUUUCUGGGGUAAUUGUGAAUCAUGAUGAGUAUAAACUUUGGGUCCAAAGUUGUCUGACACCUCAAGGCUGACUGUUCUAAGGGUUAACUUUUUAAUUGGCUAGAUCAGGAUUGUUUUGUUUCUGAAUUAGGUAAGAUGCAGCUGUAAGAACAUACUAUUGAGACUGUUGCGUUGUAAUGAAUGAUGUAUUUUUUAAAAUAGGUAUUACUGGUUUUAUGCUGCCUAUCUCCUGGAAAUAAGCUACACAAAAUGAAUUUGCAAUAAACACUAUGGAAAAAGGCUUCUGAGUAACUUGCCACUAACAAUCUCUGAUGCUCCAGUACUUCAGUGAAGAUACGUCUUCAUUACUCUUUUCUUUACUAGCCUCUCUUAGAUGGACCUAAGGGGAUGGGUGGGGAAAAGAAUGUGGGUGAUGUAAGACUGAUUUAAAAGGCAUUAAGUAACCAUAAUAAACCCCCCACCCUUCUCUAUUUGAAUUGCUAUGAGCAUUUACUCUGACAGUCUAUGAAAACUUUUGGAACCUCAUCUGUCAGUUUCAUAUAGUUGUUGAUAAGAUGAAGACUUUAUCUUUUGCCUUUAGAGAACUUCUGUAACUGGAGUAGUCAAUUCAAAUGACUUAUUGUAGUUAUAUUCUGAAUAUUGUUCUUGAUUUUGGGCCCUUAAAAGUAAAGAGUCUUUAUUACAACUCGAAGUCAUGAGGGAAACUAGUUCAUAGUUGACUCACCUUUCUAGAGUUUAGAUAAGGUUCAGUCCUGUGGCUGCUGAAAUGUGUGUGUGAGCUCAUCUGAUAGCCUGAAAAGAUACAGGUGAUAACUAAAGACCAGGAGAGUGGGGAGCUGGCUAGGAGCAGAGAGGUAAACUCAUGUUACCUGUUGUAGAAAAAUAUGCUGAUAAUGGAGAGUAGGGAGAGAAUUCUGGUUUAAAUCAUAUCAGAACUGAAGUCUGCCAGCAAGUCACACAGGCUCUUUUCUUCUAGGCUUAAAUAUUUACACACUAGAGUGUUGUUUUUGUUUGGCAGUUGUUUGUUUUUUUGAAAUAGAAAAAGAAGGAAACAGCUGUAGGCAGAUAGUUACAUUGAUUUAAAACAAAUUUUUCUUCCAAGGAUGAAAGGUAAUCUAAAAUAACUGGAAUGGUGGAAUUAUUUGGUGACAGUAGUGAAUGCUGCUUUUGAACUAGCAUGGCAGGGGGGAAGUUACACUUUAUGCAAUGUUGAGAUGCAAACUGACUUCUGAAAUUUUGGUGGACAUGCUGAGCAAGAUCUAUACGUAAAUCUGUGGUUCUUAACCUUGCAUGAAGUGCUUGAAAUUCGCUGAUUUAAAUUAAAGAAUUGAGUGGAAUUAUUUUUUCCAUGUAUGUGUCGGAAGGGGGAAGAUAAAACUCAGUUUUUGUCAUCUAGGAUAUCUGUAACAUCAAAUUCUGAUAGACUUACUGAAUGAUGAAGUGUUCUCAUCUUAAGAAACAAAUUGUGGGUUAAAGAUCCUACUGAAUUCUCAAAUUAAGUCAGUAAUGGGAGAAUAAAAGGCUUUACGUUCCAAGUGCUAGUAUGCCCUUGCACAAAUGUCAGCAUAUUACUAACCAAAUAAGGCAAGUAUUUAAAUUUAUCUACUGAUUUUAAUAUAACAUCUCAUCACAUAAGAAGGUAGACAUCUGUGUGAAUAUUUAACUUAAACUUGCUUUAUGUGACUGAGCUUGGAAACAUGCUAAGGGAGCAAGGGAACUCAGUAUUAACUUGUAUAACUUUGUAAACGAGGUAUCAGUAUAGAUCCAAGUAAUAGAUCUUUCAUUUUUUGCAUUCAUUUUAUCUUGAUUUAAAAAAAAAAAAAGGCAAGCCUUUCAGUUCAGUUGUAAAUCAGUAAGUACAAUUCUCUCUAGAAAGUCAGCUUGAAAAAUUACAAUCUUUUUCCUGGUUUAUCUUCUGUGUGUCUUCUGAAGUGAUCCAUAUUUCAUGUGUAACUUCCCCUAGUCUUCAAAUGCUAUCAAAUACCUUUAUACUGGUAUUGCAGUGUGUUUAUUUCUGGUAGAAUUCUUUUCACUUGAAUGCUUUCUAGCAGUUCCUUUACCAAAACCUGUUGCACUUUAAAAUGGAAACUCUGUUAUUUCUUAAAAUAGUAAGAAACAUAGUCCAGAUGCUGCACUGUAAUGGCACUAUUAAAAAUCAGCUUAAUAUAUUCUGUUUAGAAUAACUGUAAAAUUUCAAAAUUUUAACUUAAGUAAGUAUGGAACACUUAAAUGCAUAAGAAGGUUAACUAUUUGGCCAUUGGAGAACAAAAUUAUUGUACAUUUCAAAUACACUGCUUUAAAAAUGAAUGAAUAACCAUCCAAGAUCCAAACAAUCUAAGAUCUAACCAUCAAAUAUCUGUUUGGAGAGAUUGAAAGGGAGGCACUCUUACUAAAAGAUGGAAGACUGACAUUCUUGAAUUCCUGGUGUGGGAAAAAGCCUGUUAAAGCUCAUUCGUUAUUUCUUUACUCAUCUCGAUGUUUAGGGGAUGGUUGCUUAAUUCUUAAUCUUUUGUGAAGACAAACCAUAAGUAUGUUUUUCCUUUGUGGUAUAACUGACGUUCUUAAUGCACUUCUGAUGUGUGCAUGACCUUGAUAGUAACUUGUAGUUAUAUUUUGCAGCCUGGCGUUGGCAGAUUUGAGUACAUGCUUUAGUUGACUUUGCUUCAAAUUGUCCUUGAAGUUCUGCAAGUGAAUAUAUUUUUUCAUAGUAGUACAUUGCAAACAGCCUGGGCUUUUCAGCAUGUGUUAUAUAAAGGAACCAUUUAAACACCGAACUCUAAGUGCUUGGAUUGAACCAUGAGGGUCUUUAACCUGACUGAAGUGUUGUGCCCUCAUGAUGGAAAGGAUGGUGCUUGGAGUGGUAUGAGAGAAAAUUUCUCUAUUUAGACAAUAUUAAAAGAGAAAUAACAUUAUUUCUUAUUCAGCAUUUAAAGUUUCCUUUUUUAUUUCCUCCUUUUUUUGAGGGGUGGUAGUUGUGGUUUUGUUUUUCUUCCCAUCCCCCAAGUCUAUAGUGAGACAUCUGUCUGUUCCCAGACAGCACCUUGUGAAAUGGGUGACUUGUUUCAGAGUUGGGCAGCUGCAGGAAGCUUCACAUCAGCUGAACUGGACUUGUAGAGUUAAGAUAUGAGAAAGACUAGCAAUGGUAGCUCUAAGAACUAAAUUUUGUACUUGCUGGUCUAACAAAAUGCCACAACCCUUGUAAUGCUUCCCGGCUUUCCACUACUCAAAGGGAAGGAUAAAUAAUGCAAGUACAACCAAUAUACUUCAGCAAUGGACUGCUUGCAACCAGCAAAAUAUUUGUUAGUGAUGGCCCUGGUCAUGCCAAAAAGUCUAAUUUUUUUUCUUUUGGCCUGGGGAAGGAGGAAUAGAUCCCAGCCAAAAGAUGUUGAGAAGAAUUAUUUGGCUGUGGCAAACACCCAGUGUUUGUUGCAUUUUAGAAGUCACCUUUCUAUUUUAUGUUUAGCUCGGGAAUUCUGAUCAUUACCAGAGGGGUAUUUUGGGGUAGUUCUGCUACCUACAGCUUUUGCUGUGUAAAUCUGCUUUUCCACAGGUAGUCAGGCCUGUUGGCCAGGAACAGCAGUCUGCAUGGGAUCUGCACACUAAGUGUGGAGAGCCCUGCAGUUUGGUGGGAGACUGUUCAGUGUGGGAGUAAGGUCCUGGUGCUCAUACUCUCCUCUUCCACCAGCCAUCACAAGGGUCCUACAACUUGGAUGCAUAUGUUUCCUGGGGACUGAAACUGCUUUUGCUUUGCAUGGGCCAGGAUGCUUAGUACCACACAUGUAAGCGUAUUAUGGUGCCUGAGUAUUUUGGAUCUGACUGACUGUGAUUUAGUUCUUUUGUUUGUUUUAAGGAAGCAAAUUUAACUACUGUACAGAGUGUGCAUAUAAUAGCUUGAGAUAUGUAUAGAAAUACUAAUGAGUGAUAACUAUUUUUGUAACUUAAGAUGUUCCUGUAACUGUGUAGCAAACAACCUAUCCAGUAAAGCAUGAUAAACACUCUAGGAGUCAAAGAGUAUUUUGGAAUGACUUGUAGGACACGGGGGCUAUGUUAAUGUAAGCUAACUGGGGCGCAAGGAAUCAUGUUAUUCAGAGGUUCAAAAUCUGGGCUUAACUUCAUUAUGAAUAUAUGUUUCUAGACAUUGUUUGACUCAAAGAAUGAUAUUAAAUUUUCUAUUUAAAAAGCUUGGAUCAUGUAUAUCUUUUUUUUAAACUGACAAUAUUUUUCUCCCCUUCUUCCCUGUCUCCCGCAAGUUUUCCCUCUAUCCCACCAUAUUUUCCCACUAGCUUUCAUGUAUUUUCAAGGAUAUUACUUCAAUUUUUGUAACUAUUGGCAUUCCAUGAUGUGAAGACUUUGCAAUCUACUUUUUUUUAUACUAUGUUUUAUUGUGUUAAGUCUGUAAUAAACUUGAGUAUCUGAAAGCUAAA
Corvus hawaiiensis (hawaiian crow) is the source of this 6834-nucleotide messenger RNA. RefSeq names its product transmembrane protein 106B (gene TMEM106B). The record is from RefSeq and is a predicted model, not a curated record. Gene Ontology annotation, cellular component: lysosomal membrane. NCBI's taxonomy places the organism in Eukaryota, Metazoa, Chordata, Aves, Passeriformes, Corvidae. The coding region runs from base 413 to 1240 and encodes 275 amino acids. The transcript is spliced from 8 exons. Gene Ontology annotation, biological process: dendrite morphogenesis; lysosome localization; lysosomal transport.